ACACACGUCUGGGUUACUUCUAAACACACACACACGGGAUUGGCCGUCAUUGUCAUUAAUUAUCUGCUGUGUGUCAGGUCAUAAUGAAGCCUGGGCCUUCCGCGGCAGGGCGUCGCCCAGUGAAGGAGAGGUGUGUCCUGCAGGGGAGUGGCUCCGAGCUCCGCCGUGAACUCAACAAAUUGCGACGAGGACCCCAAACACGCUAUUUCCAGAUUUGACUCACGGCGGCAGCGGACACCUACGAGUCGAUCACCAUGAAGUCUUUCCCUCCAUCCGCGUCUCCAAAGCAGAGGGCUGUGAAAAGGGUUCCUAAGCCCGUCAUGGAGAAACGCAGACGGGAGCGGAUCAACCAGAGUCUGGAGGCUUUGCGCCUCAUGAUGCUCGAGAACACCAACGAUGAGAGAAUGGAGAAUCCGAAGGUGGAGAAGGCAGAGAUUCUGGAGAGCGUGGUCCAGUUCCUCAAGACGGAGACAAACAUGGGGAGGGGUCCGCGCGCCCCGAAGAGGGGCCCCUCCAGCGAGCUCCGGCGUUCUCGCAGCCACCAGCACAGCUACAGCGAGGGCGUGAGGUCCUGCCUGCUGCAGGUCAGCCAGUUCAUCGCCAGCAGGAGCCAGGGCGCGGGGAGCGGGGAGUCCGUCCGGGCUUCGCCUGCGCCGCCGGGGCCCCAGACGUACCCGUCACCUCCCGCUCACAUCCACGGGGAAGUGGCGCCCGCUGCUGCCGGAGACCCCGCCGCUCUGACCCCGCACCAUCACGGGAUCCCUCAUCCGUACUUCAUCCAGAACCACUAUGACUCCAGGAUGCUCGUGUCCCCCACGGCGGCCCCCGCACGGGUCGCGGAUCCCGUGUGGAGGCCUUGGCCUCAGUAACAGACACUCUGACAUAGAUUAUAUUUUAGUAAUGUGCUGUAGACGCUGCUGUGUAAAUAUGUAUUCUAUUGUACAGCCAGACUUUGUACAGUCAAGGUGACUUUCUUUCGACUCACGUUUAAGAUGAAAUUUUCAUCUUCUCCACUUAUAUGUGGGUCUGUUCGCUUGAUUUGCACAGGCAUCAUAUGCUACAUUUUUUUCCUUUUU
Molecule: messenger RNA, 1076 nt
Organism: Betta splendens (Siamese fighting fish)
Lineage: Eukaryota; Metazoa; Chordata; Actinopteri; Anabantiformes; Osphronemidae
Gene: her5
Product: hairy-related 5
Exons: 3
Coding region: 255-869 (204 amino acids)
Biological process (GO): anterior/posterior pattern specification; regulation of transcription by RNA polymerase II; regulation of neurogenesis
Cellular component (GO): nucleus
Molecular function (GO): protein dimerization activity; DNA-binding transcription factor activity, RNA polymerase II-specific; RNA polymerase II cis-regulatory region sequence-specific DNA binding
Source: RefSeq, a predicted model, not a curated record